CAUAGAGUGGGUUGGCCAAUAGUAUUUGUGCGUGCUCGUGACCAUCAUCCAAUCACUGUGCUUAUGUGGCUCUGACUGGGUGGAGACUAAGGUCUAGAAUAUAUAAGAAGCCAUGUCUCUGCAACAACAAACAUAUUCUGAAGAAACAGCAGAGAGAACUCAGAGAGAAUGGCAAGAACUAAGCAGACAGCCCGCAAAUCCACUGGUGGCAAAGCCCCAAGGAAGCAGCUCGCCACCAAGGCUGCCCGCAAGAGUGCCCCGGCUACCGGUGGCGUGAAGAAGCCUCACCGUUACAGGCCUGGUACUGUGGCUCUGAGAGAGAUCCGUCGUUACCAGAAGUCCACCGAGCUGCUGAUCCGCAAGCUGCCCUUCCAGCGUCUGGUCAGAGAAAUCGCUCAGGACUUCAAGACCGACCUGCGCUUCCAGAGCUCUGCUGUCAUGGCUCUUCAGGAAGCCAGCGAGGCUUACCUGGUCGGUCUGUUCGAGGACACUAACCUGUGCGCCAUCCACGCCAAGAGGGUCACCAUCAUGCCCAAGGACAUCCAGCUGGCUCGUCGUAUCCGUGGGGAGCGUGCUUAAAUUUAGUCUGACGGCUACACCAAAGGCUCUUUUAAGAGCCACCUAAUUCGCAUUUGAAAGCAUUUUUCAAUCUACCAAAGCGGCAGUAAAACUCAGGAUAAACAAUUAUGAGAUUUUUAGAGUGUCCAGGUGGGUGGCUGAUAGCAUGCUAGCUACAUCACCAAUUUAGAUGAAACUCAGCCAGUUUGAAGGGUCCACCUUAAAAAAGUAAAUGAUAUAUUGCACCCAGGACGUUAAAUCUAGCUUGGAUUUGUUCAGGAGACAUGAUACAUCUCCAUUUGUCUACCAUAAAUGACCUAAACAUUAUUUUUCAACCAAUCGUAGAAAUCACUGGCUGGAUCACACUAUUUAGGCGGUUACAGCGACAGAAAUAUUAAAAGGCCUAGCAUUUUUCUUUUGAUAUACAAGUCCACAGAUGGCCCUUUCAUGUGCAGAGAUAUUCAGCUCUAAAUAUUGCUAUUUUUGGGGUAUUCGCUAAAGGGCAUGUGACAAGUCGACACGUGCAGUCCUGGACUGACACCUGUUACACCUUACGCCUUGUAACUCCAGUUUUAAACUAACCUUGGAUACACCAUUGAUAAGCGUGGAUUGUUACUUUGCUGUGUAUAAAUCCGACAGCAGGAGGGAUGUCAACAUUUGAUGCAAUCGGGGGCCUUUGAGUUUUUUUCGCCAGAAACGAUUGUUUAAAAUGUUUUGGCUUGAGUUUUAGGACCCUUCAAACUGGCCAACUUUAAUCAAAAUCGGUUGGCAUUUCACAUUAUGGUUUCACACUGACUCCACAAAUAGCGCUCUGAUGAAACAUGUCUUUCCCAUAAACAGAACCGAUAUUAAACCAGUGUAAAAUAGUUGAGUGAGACUUGCUAUAAAUCACUCACUACUGAUAUUAGAUCAUUCCUAUGAAUAAUUCAUUUGUAGUGCAUUUCUAUAAACUCACCAGCAUA
This is a messenger RNA of Alosa sapidissima (American shad), 1520 nucleotides long. RefSeq names its product histone H3. Gene Ontology annotation, cellular component: nucleosome. Gene Ontology annotation, molecular function: structural constituent of chromatin; protein heterodimerization activity; DNA binding. Bases 169 to 579 code for a protein of 136 amino acids. The transcript has a single exon. Lineage: Eukaryota; Metazoa; Chordata; Actinopteri; Clupeiformes; Clupeidae. The record is from RefSeq and is a predicted model, not a curated record.